Guillardia theta CCMP2712 is the source of this 1671-nucleotide messenger RNA. RefSeq lists its product as hypothetical. The record is from RefSeq and is a predicted model, not a curated record. Gene Ontology annotation, molecular function: RNA binding. Gene Ontology annotation, cellular component: nucleus. The transcript is spliced from 4 exons. Bases 1 to 1671 code for a protein of 556 amino acids. Gene Ontology annotation, biological process: mRNA processing. NCBI's taxonomy places the organism in Eukaryota, Cryptophyceae, Pyrenomonadales, Geminigeraceae.
AUGAAGGGGAGGAAACGGAGGGAGGAGGCGGUAGGAGGAGGGGUGGACGGGUGGGACGAGGACGAGGCUCUGGACGAUGCAGAUGCCGGGAUGUCGAUCCUUGGUACCCUUGUCUACGAGGAGGAGGGCGAGGCGAAGACGACCAAGGCGUACAAGAACCUGUUGAAGAACCCUGGGGAACAGCAGCAGGAAGUCGCGGACACCGACCCGAAACGAAGAUUCCAUGGGGCGUUUACGGGAGGUUUUUCGGCCGGCUAUUUCAACACGGUGGGGUCGAAAGAAGGAUGGACUCCUUCCACGUUCGUGUCGUCGAGGUCCAACAGGGCCAAGUACAACCAGCAGAAGAAGGAAGACUUCAUGGACGCCUCGGACCUGGCGGAGCAGGGCGAUGGAAAGGAUAUACAGACGACCGAAGAGUUUGCUGGGCUGGGAGGGAGAUCAGCAAAGCUGCCAACCAACAUCCUUGUGCCGGAUGAGCUUCUAGAGCCGACAAACGACUCCAUCGGGCUGAAGCUCCUCCGAAUCAUGGGGUGGAAGGAUGGGCAGGGGGUGGGUCCGAGGAAGCGGAAGAACAGGACGGAGGACGAGGAGGAGAAAGGAGGGGAGAAUGAAGAUGUACAGAUCAGUCAGACCUACAAGGACUUCAAGUUCGCCCCCAAGGACGUGCAGAUCUUUGAAGCAGAUGUGAAGGGAAAUUUCUAUGGUCUGGGUUUCGACCCUCUAGCCGCCACCCCAGAGUUUGCUGGGCUGCUGAAUGCGGCGAGCGCCAACUCGAGCAAGGAAGAGCCUCCGAGCAAUCGCGUUAUGCUGGGCUCGUUCCAGACGAAGAAGAAGCAGACUAUGGACGAAGGGGCAGAAGGGAUGGAGGAAGACGGUUGCUGCUAUUCUGUUCGUUCUUGCGGAAUGUUUGACGGGUUUGCAGAUGGUGGUUGGAAGAGGGAGUACGACACGACGUUGGGAGAGGAUGAGGGGGAGGAUGAGGAGGAGGCCAUGAUGCAUGCUAUGCGACAGCCCAAGAAGAAAAGCAAGCAGGCGAUGGAGAAGCCGAAGAUCGCAAUCCCUGCGUUCCAGUCGAAGCUCGUCUGCUCAGAUGGACGAAAGCCGAUCCCUGGCUUCGAGCUCGCGACGGAUCCGCCGAAGGAGAAGAAGCGCUACGACCCCCCUAAGAUCCCUGAGGGCUUCACGCCGCAUCAUGUCUGGCCGGAGCCGCUGAAGGGGAUGGAGGACGCGCCCAAGACGGUGCCCAAGAGCUUUGAGGAGUGCAACAGCGAGCAGCUGUUCGCCCUCGCCAAGGGCAAGAGCUCGACCAAGGAGGAGGCGGUGCGGCACACUGCCAAAUCGCGAGGAGAGAUCCUUGGCGAGGCUCCACUUCCCUCCCGGAAGGAGGAGGAUCUCCAGCAGACCUACGCACAGCGCGCAGCCUUCGCUAUUGCGAGCAGCGCGAUGAGCGAAGAGCACACGAGGAAAGUUCAGGCAAUGCUCGGAUCCAAGUUUGCGAGGUCAAGCGAGGCAGGAGAAGGAGGGGACAGCUCCUUCAAGCCCUUCAGCCAUGACCCCGCCAAGCAAGCGAGAUACGAGGCCUACCUCAAGGUCUCCUCACCCGCUCCCUGUCGUUGUCUUGACGAGUUGAGGAUGACGAGAACGACUGCGAUCAGGAUACUUGUCUUUUGA